AUGACAGACCCCAGCCAGGAGAUCCUAUUCCUUCAGGGCCCGUCCCCAGAAUGGGUCUCUUACUGCAUCGCCAACAAAAUCCCCACAGCGCCCGUCAUUUUCCCCGAUGAAGGGCGUCUCCCGUAUCGCACGAUUCAGAAAAGAAUCAACGAUGUCUGGGAAACAUCUUCCCGUCAUGCGGUAGAGGUCGAGGGGCUCAACGUCCUUGUCCAAACCACCGACUAUAGCAUCCCCAGAGAUAGGGACCCCGACAAUCCCAUCCGCAUUCGAGCCUACACCCCCAAUAACACCGAUCACUGCGGCAUUCCCCUCCCCGUCUACGUCCACUUCCACGGCGGCGGCUUCCUAUCCGGCAACCUUGACACCGAAGACGCGACAUGCGCGCGUCCGGUCGCCCUCCUCGCCGCAUGCAAAUGCCCCAUGGUUGUCAUCAGCGUUCAAUACCGUGUUACUUCCGAAGCCCCGUACCCCGCUGCCUUCCGCGACGCCUGGGAUGUCUACGAGUUCUUGGAAAAAGAGGUGGACGUCCUGUUUGGGGGCGAUCCACGCAAAAUCAUCCUCGGGGGGACGGACUCUGGCGCGGCGCUGGUACUCUGGGUGGCGGUGUUUGCCAACAGUGUCGUGGGAAUAUCAAAGCCCUGGAAGUUGACGAUUACAGGGUUGAUGCUGUGUUCGCCGUGGUUGCCGCAUAUGGAUAAGGAGGGGAAUGGCGAGCUCUCCAGGGCGCAGAAUGUGAAUGCGCCCUUGCUUCCUCAAGCGCUGCAUGAGAUGUUCCGCGAUCUGCUUGCUAUUGAUGCCGUGCAUUGUCCGACGUUUGUGCUGAAUAGCGAUACGAACUUUACCGGCUUGCCGAAGACGUCGGUCCAUGUACCGGGGCAGAGCUUGUUGAGGGAUCAGGGGAUGAAGUUGAUCAACCUUUUGGCACAGGCUGGGGUCGAGUAUCGGGCAAGGCUUUAUCCUGGGUUGCCGCAUGACUUUCGACGCAUUGAUGGCUUGUGGUCCUCUCGGGAAUGGGACCUUUGUAUUACUCGGGAGAUCUUGUGGUUCCUCGGUGCUCCUGGUAUGUAA
Aspergillus ibericus CBS 121593 is the source of this 1068-nucleotide messenger RNA. Its product is annotated as alpha/beta-hydrolase. The coding region runs from base 1 to 1068 and encodes 355 amino acids. Lineage: Eukaryota; Fungi; Ascomycota; Eurotiomycetes; Eurotiales; Aspergillaceae. The record is from RefSeq and is a predicted model, not a curated record. Gene Ontology annotation, molecular function: hydrolase activity. The transcript has 3 exons.